Molecule: messenger RNA, 2929 nt
Organism: Nasonia vitripennis (jewel wasp)
Lineage: Eukaryota; Metazoa; Arthropoda; Insecta; Hymenoptera; Pteromalidae
Gene: nmo
Product: serine/threonine-protein kinase NLK
Exons: 6
Coding region: 1047-2288 (413 amino acids)
Biological process (GO): protein phosphorylation; intracellular signal transduction
Cellular component (GO): nucleus; cytoplasm
Molecular function (GO): ATP binding; MAP kinase activity
Source: RefSeq, a predicted model, not a curated record
CCCCAUCAGCAGUCAGCACUGGACCGAGGCCGAGUGUGGUAGCUUGUUCCCGAUUCGAUUCCGUUCCGCUUCUGCUACACAUACACACCACACUUUGUUCUGCGCGAAGCCUCCCCGUCGCUGGAACGUCUCACAAUUUUUCUAACCUUUUGCUGCCAGUGAAACAAACGCAGCCGAUGCGUGUAUCGCGGAAAGAAAUUCUCGGAUUUCCGCAGCUCUCCAACGUACGUCAUCAUCUUAUUAUUGAGUAAUCAUAGUCGAGUGUAUUUUUCACGUCUGCGGAAAAUAAGUGCGAAGCACAGUGAACAGGGAUGAAGCAUCUGAAGGGGACCUUGGCAACGAAUCUCGGGCAAUCGACAAACGGCAGGUGCAAAUCAAAUUUUAUACAUAAAUGUAAAGUUAUACAUUGAAAUCUCAAUGUUGGAGCAGCAAUGAACCGUUCUAGUAAAUAGUCCAAAUUCUAUGCAAGGGAUACGCAGAAUUUUUAAAAAUAACCAUCUGGUGGAGAGGACAAAGGAUCCAAGGCAUGGACUAGCCUGGCAGUUCUGCAGGUAAAUCAAUCGCGCGCUGCUCCCCGACUGACGCUAUACACGAAAGAAACUGGGCAGCAGGACCUGAUUGAUAUUUUAAGGCAGACGGGGCAUUUUUUAAAUAUAUAACGCAAUACUGUUUGAUCGUUUAGAAGAAAAUUGAACAAUCUGCUUUAGUAUAGCAAAGCAGUACUCAGUGGCACAGUCCAAUAAUGCAAUAAAGGUAGACGGAAACUAGAGACUGGAACGAUAUAAACGACUCUUCGUAUAGCACGAUUUUAAUCAAUUAUUUAUUUAGCUAAAUUAUAUGUGUAGUAGAAACGCCGGGUCUACUAUGACUGCGUGUCGUAGUUUUAAUAUUUAAACAAAGUGUAAUGAAUUAGGGUGUAAUCCUAUAGAUUUUAUUGUAUAGUAGCGUGAACAUGUCGAUUUUAUGAUAAUAGCGCUCAUUCGUAAUCCGCGAUGGAUCGGUUUUGAUGGCAAUAGGUAGAGCCGUCGCGGCAUUUUCAAGUGUCCAUGAGCUUGUCCAUGUCACUGAUGCAGUGCGGUGGGGCCAUCACGGGAGCGGUAGGAGCUAAUCAAGCUCAGGCAGCCCUCGCAGCUGCCGCCGCUCAUUCAUCGGCUCAAGAUGCCGUUCAGCCCGACCGGCCGAUCGGCUACGGUGCGUUUGGCGUAGUCUGGGCCGUCACCGACCCGCGAGACGGCAAACGAGUAGCCUUAAAAAAGUUGCCAAAUGUCUUUCAGAGUCUGGUUAGCAGUAAGCGGGUGUUUAGAGAAUUGAAAAUGCUAUGCUUCUUCAAGCACGACAACGUACUUUCCGCGCUCGACAUUUUGCAGCCUCCGCACUUAGAUUUUUUCCAAGAGAUAUAUGUCAUUACGGAACUUCUUCAGAGCGAUCUUCACAAGAUAAUCGUUAGUCCACAGCACCUUAGCUCGGAUCACAUUAAAGUGUUCCUUUAUCAAAUUCUUAGGGGACUUAAGUAUUUGCAUUCUGCCCGAAUUUUGCAUCGCGACAUCAAGCCGGGCAACCUGCUGGUGAACAGCAACUGCGUGCUGAAGAUUUGCGACUUCGGGCUGGCGCGCGUGGAGGAGCCGGACAAGAACAAACACAUGACCCAAGAGGUGGUCACGCAAUAUUACCGAGCGCCGGAAAUUCUGAUGGGAGCGCGACACUAUACCAACGCGGUCGACAUCUGGAGCGUCGGCUGCAUCUUCGGCGAGCUGCUGCGACGUCGAAUCCUCUUCCAGGCGCAGAGCCCUGUCCAGCAGCUGGAACUGAUCACGGAGCUGCUGGGCACUCCGACUCUCGAGGACAUGAAGUACGCUUGCGAGGGCGCACGAUCUCACAUGCUCCGACGAACUCCGAAGCCGCCGUCUUUGACUGCCCUCUACUCGCUCAGCAGCCAGGCGACUCACGAAGCCGUGCAUUUACUCUGCCAAAUGUUAGUUUUCGAUCCGGAUAAGCGAAUCUCCGUAACCGACGCUCUGGCUCAUCCAUACUUAGACGAGGGAAGACUGAGAUACCACUCGUGCAUGUGCACUUGCUGCUACACAACGAGCGCCGGCAUGAGACACUACACUCGGGAAUUCGAGCCCGUCACUCCGCAUACCUUCGAUGAUCUCUGGGAGCGCAAACUCACGAGUGUUCAGCAAGUUAAGGAGGAGAUGCGCAAGUUCAUAGCUGAGCAACUUAAUACUUCACGUGUUCCACUUUGCAUAAAUCCGCAAUCAGCAGCGUUCAAGAGUUUCGCGAGAUAAAACGAGUCUGACGAAUACAGUAUUCGCUGUCGGAUUAUUGCAAGCUAAGAAGUCUGAGAGAUAUGGUACAUUUCUUCUUGCCAUGAAGUCUGCAAUCGUAAUUUAUUAAUAUUUAAAACAAAAAAAACAGUAUGUCCCUAGCUGAAAUAGUUUGUUCACUAAAACUCUGCAAAAGUUUGCUGAGCGAGACACGUGUUUGAGGGCAUUUUUGACGGAAUAUAGCAACGAUUUAGAAUUUGCGCUAACUGUUUUUCCAUUGAAACCAGUUGUCUUUGUCGUACUUUUUUUAUACUCAGCGAAUAUAAUUCAUCGAACCCCUUUCAAUGUUGUAUAGUAUGUCUUUUAAAAAAAUUUCGCAAAGUGUAGAUAACAAAUUUUUUCCACUAGGGAUCACGAAGAAAUAAGCAUUCGAAGGACAUGACGUAAAUGAAGGAACCUUGCGCUUGCUAGCGCAUAAAUCAUUGGACAUGUAUAUAUUCUAAAAAUUUUAGAGAAUUAUUCUUAAACAAUAAAACAUUAUAUUUUCUAUAAGCUUUCAAUCACAUGCUUAGCGUUAUUACUUUUUGUACAUAUACUAUGUAAAAGGGCGUUAUGCCUGUUGAAACUUAUAAAUAAAUAAAUAAAUAAAUAUUACAAUAUUA